CUCGCACCGUGAACUUGCACACGCAAAUCGAAGCGCACGCCAACCGGUCGUCGCGUGUUCUCCUACCGUCUUCGCGCCGCCGCCGCCGAGUGUUCCCGUGUCGCGUCGCUGCCGCCGUGUGUUCCCGUGUCGCGUCCUCGUAUCCGGUGCACCAAACGCUGCAACCGUGCCGCCUCGUGCGAGUCUUCCGUCCCGUGCACUUUCCCGCCGUCCCGCCAAGCUGACCGGCACACGGAAAUCGCACUGCCGCAGUGAUCGAUCGCGACUUCUUAGCCUCCGGCUUCGCCACCGCCACCGCCGCCAUGCAUGCUUCGGGCAGUCGAAAAAUCGCGGCCGCGGUGAGCUGUUUUGGAAAAUCCAGCUGGACCAAGACCUGGUGGACACCAUUUCGUCUAUAUACCCUGAGUGGUUCCGCCAACAGCAGCAGCAGCAGCUUCAGCAGCAGCAGCUUCAGCAGCAGCAGCAGCAGCAGCAGCAGCAGCAGCAUCAACAGCAGCUGCAACAGCAGCAACAGCAGCACACCAACCCGUUGACCAUGCAGAAUAGUAUUUCGCAACCGUCUCCGCCUUCAGCCGAGGUGGAUGAAUCUCCAUUACAAAAGUCUAUGGACAAGAACAAAGAGUCUCUCAAAGUUAAGUUGAUGUUGAGGAGACCUAUUAACCAAUUAGUUGCCCAAGGAAUUAUGCCCUGUUUGAAAAGCCCACCAGCCUUCCAUGAACAAAGACAAAAGUUGGAGAGGGCUAAAAUGGGCGAUCUGUUGAAAGCCAAAAUUCAACAGAGGCCCGACAAACAGCAGCUGGUUAGACAGCACAUAUUAGAGGACGUCGGUGACGUUGACCGAUCAUUAGCUGAACGUCAGCGCAUGUUGGUCAAGUGCCGCUUGGCCGAUUCGUUAAACACCCAAUUAGCACACAGGCCCGGUCCGUUGGAACUGAUUAAAAAGAAUAUAUUACACACGGACGAGCCUAUCGAAAGAGCCGUCAAAGAGGGUCAGAUUGAGUUCAAAGCCACCAGCGAAGGACAAAAGGUCAAACCCGAGCUUCCCGAUCAGUAUCUGACGCUGGACGAAGACUCGCAGAGUUCAGGUGGCGCCGGAAGUUCGUGUUCGCCUCCACCGCCUCCACCACCGCCCCCACCGCCACCACUGACGACGGUGGCGCUGACCCAUAGACCAGCGUAUGACAUGAUAGAAACGGCCGCCGCAAACGCAGGUAUCGUCACAUUAACCCUACUACCUUCGCCUCUGGGCUCAUCUACGUCCAGUCUGUCACCGAUGAGUUCGGUGGCCUCACCACCGCCCCCGGUGCCACCCCCUAUGCCGUCGUCGUCACUGCCGCUACAGGUGCACGGCCAACAGCCGGCGCCUGGCAAGGACAAGAACCGGAAGAAGAGCAAGAGCAAAUCUCAGGCCAAGACCAGGACAAUCAAGUUCCACGAGUACAAGGGACCGCCGAGCGCGCACAAGUCACAAAAUCAAAAUGCCAAUUCGGCCGAAACUUCGUACGAGUUGCUCUUGCAGCAGCAACAGUUAUUCUUGCAGUGGCAACUCGAGUGGCAACAAAAAUAUCCUCAACUCAUACUGCCUGCCCCGCCGCAUAAGCCGACCGCAUCUGUUGUGGAACAACAAUCGUCUACUGUGUCGUCGUCGUCGUCAUCGUCCUCACCGUCGUCCGCGUCGUCCACGACAUCCGUCCUGACCAUCAACAAUCAACCGCAGAUUAUCGAAACUCGUUCGUUACGCAAUCUCGACGAUUUGAAGGUAAGCGACUUAAAGGCUGAACUGAAGAAACGUAACCUUCCCGUGUCGGGGCCGAAACCUCAACUUAUCGAAAGGCUACGAUCUUAUGCUGAACACAAUUCGGAUUUGUCCAACAUAAUGUCGUCGCCUAGUAGUCAAUCAAAUCCAAACAGUCCUCCGCGGUCGUCGUCCACUCCGCCACCUCCACCACCACCGCCUCCGCCACCACCCUUGCCGCAAACGGGAUCUCAAAAUACACCCGAAGAAGACCGCAUUAUACGUGAACAACAAAGGCGCAUAGAACAGUUACAGAAACAAUUGCUCAAUUCUCAACUGCAGCUGCAACAACAACAGCAGACCAGGGCACAAACAUUCCAGCCUCAUCAGCCGGUGAAUGCGAAAGCAAAUCUGGCAGCCUUCCUGCAACAACAACAGUUGAAUCAACAGCAAAAACAACAAAAACACGUGACUGUAACGACAAAUAGUAACAAUUCAAUAAAAAUCAAUAACAAUAACAAUCUUGAGACGCCUAAACGCCGAAGCAAUACGAUCGUGUUGGACAAGGAACAGGCCGCAUCGAUUUUGAACCAGUUGGACAAUAACGGUCAAAGAACGAAUUCUCUUCCGAACUUUUUGGGUACGUUUGUUCAACCCAAUUUGACCAUUACGAACAACAAUCACAUCAUUAAUAACAAUAAUAAUAAGCCGAUGAUUACGGUCGUCCAAACCACCACCGGAUUUCACAAAGUAUUAGACGACGAUGACGUCGACAUUCCUAUGGCCGUAGACGACGUGAAACUACAACAGAAACAGCAGCAAGAGAAAACUAGCGUAAAUUUAACAUCACAGCUAUUGGAUAGCAUGGAUAAAUCAUCCUCGGAAAGUCAACAUUCAGAUUCGAUAGAAAACAACAAUCGAAUUAAGAAGGAAGAAGUAAAAACGCCACCUCCAUCACCAUCGUCUUUCAUCGAUAUUAACAAUCUACCAAUGGUGUUUGAUGACUCGAAAUUAUUUCAAAACGAUAAUCUCGUCGACCCGUGCAGACACAACGUAUCCAAAAGUCAAAUGAUGGACGAUGUUUUGGAGAUAUUGAUCAGAAAUGGAGAACUGCCAGCGUCCGCGGCUCAUGAUCAGACUUCUGGAGUUACGACAACCGAGGGCGAUAACUCAGUCAGCGAUUUUGAUAUACAGAUGGAUGAUCCAUUUGCUAUGGAUGUCGUGUGUAAUGACGAUCUGAUGGACGUUGAUACUGAUUGGUUAGAUUCGUUGGACCUACCUCCCCCGUCCGCGGAACCACUGGCUGAUUUAUUUAACGGAGAAGCUUCUGACAAUGAUUUCAAACUACCUGCCAAUAUGGAUUUCUUGUGGGAUAGGAUAGACUUUGCAACGUGAUUUUGCGUGUAUAAUUAUUUGACCACCGUAUAUAGUAUAAUUAAUACAUAUAAUAUAUAUAUAUAUAUGUAUA
Molecule: messenger RNA, 3203 nt
Organism: Sipha flava (yellow sugarcane aphid)
Lineage: Eukaryota; Metazoa; Arthropoda; Insecta; Hemiptera; Aphididae
Product: MKL/myocardin-like protein 1
Exons: 10
Coding region: 536-3130 (864 amino acids)
Source: RefSeq, a predicted model, not a curated record